Plasmodium yoelii is the source of this 3957-nucleotide messenger RNA. Its product is annotated as phosphorylated CTD interacting factor 1 WW domain-containing protein, putative. Gene Ontology annotation, molecular function: RNA polymerase II C-terminal domain binding; mRNA (2'-O-methyladenosine-N6-)-methyltransferase activity. Bases 1 to 3957 code for a protein of 1318 amino acids. The record is from RefSeq and is a predicted model, not a curated record. Lineage: Eukaryota; Apicomplexa; Aconoidasida; Haemosporida; Plasmodiidae. The transcript has 3 exons.
AUGGAAAACCUAUAUGGUUUCAAUAACAUACACAAGGAAUAUGAUUUACAAAAAAAAAUAAUCGAACUUAGAAAGACGUUCAUAAAUAUAUACAACUUUAAAAUAUUUUAUGGAGAAAUGUUAAAAUUAAAAAAUAGUUAUCCAAGGGAUAUAAAUAAAAAAAUUGAUAAGCUUUGGAUAGAAUAUAAAAAAGAAUAUUUUAUUAAACAAUAUAAAGACGGAAUUAUUUUUUAUGAAUUAAAUAAAAAUCUAUGUUUUUUGGAAAAAGAAAUUAUAAAUAGAUAUUUAUUUAAUUUUAAUAUUUGCAAUUCUAAUUAUAUUGUUCAGGAAGAAGAUGUUUAUUUAUAUUUUGUGUUCUAUCGAUUUUGUAGUAUGUGUAUAAAUAAUUGGGAGAGAAAAAAUGUAAUUAAAAAAGGAGACAAAAAAAAAAAAAUAUACAAAGGACAAAAUUUUUUAAACAACUUUUGGAUUGAUAAAUUUCUUAAAAUUAUAAUUAAAAUAGAUCCAAAUUAUUAUAAAAAAAAUAUUUAUUUUCAAUCCAUAAAGGAUGAAUUAAAAAAAUAUAUAAGUAGUGAAAAUUGCUUGAUGAAAAUUCAAUAUAAAAACCAAAGAGUGGAAAAACCUCAUAACUAUUAUUUUGUGUGUAUAUCAAAUAGUUGUAAAAAAAGAAAAAUAGAAAAAGAUCAGAAUAUUUCCAAUUAUAAAAAUUGGAGACAAUACUACUAUAAGGUCAAAUAUCAUACACAUAAUAAUAUGUCUAUAAACAGAGUAAUAAAUAAAAAGGUUAAUAGUAAUAUUUUAAUAUAUAAUAAUUAUAAAAAAAAAACUUUAAUUAUAGACGUAGAAAAAACAAAAAGGUUAAUUCAAAAAUAUAUUUAUAACGAUUUAUAUUUUAAUGUUAUACAUUCUAUUUAUCAUAGUUUAAUUAAUAAAAAUGCAGAUUUGAUAACUGAUUAUGUGUAUAAAGAAAUAUUAUUAGACAUAGAAAAUUUUAAAAAUGAAGAGGAAAAAUAUGAUUAUUCGAAAGCUAGCUAUUUAUUAAUAAUUGAUAAAUUAAAAAAAUAUGAACAUGUUCAGAAAAAAAAUAGACAUGAUUUAUAUAAUGAAAAUAUAAUGGAUAAUUUUUUAGUAGUUUUUAAAGCUUUUUUUAUUCCAUUUUUUACCUAUGAAAAAUAUGUGAAUAAUAAAAUAAAGUCUAAUGAUAUAUUUUUAUUUAAUUAUAUAAAAUGCAUAUUAAGAGAAAAUAUAGAAAAUAUGUUUUAUUUAACCAUAGUAAAUAUUAAUAAAAUUUAUGAACACAUGACAUUUAAAUAUUUAUUUUAUUUAUUCUUUUUAUAUUUUAUUAUGCUAGAUAUAUGUCCAUGUUUUUGUAUUUCACAUAUUAUAUAUGACAAAUUAAGGGGCAACGAAAAACAAAUUUAUAAAUAUUUUUUAAUCAAGUACAGGAAAAAAAAAGAGGAAAAAAAAGAGGAAAAAAAAGAGGAAAAAAAAGAGAAAAAAAAUGAGAAAAAAAAUGAGAAAAAAAAAGAGAAAAAAAAAGAGAAAAAAAUAUGUCCAGAAAAAAAACUUUGCAGAAAUCCACCAAAUAACGAUUACAAUGAAAUGGUAGAUAAACCAAUUUAUAUUGUAUGUUUUUUUUGCUCCUAUAAUUUAUUAAAAAAUGAUAAAAAUAUAGAUCUAGAAAUGAAAAAAAAAAUGCUUAUUCUUUUAGUAAUGAACAUUGUGCAGGUGCAUUAUACACAAACCGACAAUGAAAUAAAAAUAAUGAAAGAAAUGGAUUUGUUAAAUAUUAAGAAGAGACAAUUUUCUUUUCUUUGUUCUUAUUUUGAUAUAUUUAUUAAUUAUUUAUUUUUUUCCGAAAAAUGUAAUUUGUCAUUUGCUAAGUUAGGGAAUGUGAAAAGAUGUUAUACAUAUACCAAGACACAUAGUUGUUAUUUUAUAAAAAAUAAAAAUAAAAUAAAAAAUAAUUUCAAACAAAAUUUAAAAAAAAUGAACAAAAAAUGUGUAUAUUUAGCUUAUUUUAAUAAAGCAAUAAAUAUGAAAGAUGAAAAAAUAAUAAAUAACUACACCGAGGAAACAAAAAUUGACGGUGCAAUAUAUACAUCUGAAAAUAAUUUAUAUGAACAUGUAAAUGAAAAGAUAAAAAUAUUUUUGGAGAAUUUCAAAACUUUUUUAUUUUAUUUUCUAGACAAAUUAUAUAGAACAAGUAUUAUGCAUAUAAAUUUGUACACUUAUUUAUUUAUGAUACGUUCUUCACUUUUAUUGUCAUGCAAAAAUUAUGAGAAUACAAAAGAUAUACAAAAAAUUAAAGAAGAAAAAAUAUUCAAAUACAAUCGAAAAAUUACAAAUAUAAGGAAAAGAAAAAGAUAUAGGGGACGUAUUAAAUUUUUAAAUACAUUUUAUAGAAAAAUUUAUUUACACACAUAUUACAAAUUAUUAAAUAUCAUAUGCAAUGAUGAAGAGAAAAAAAAAAUUUUACAAAAAUUCAAGAUAAAAAUUAAUAAGCUACUUUUGUAUUUAAAGAAAAAUAUAUUUACAUAUAAUAUACAUAAUCUUCAAAUAUUAUUUAAAUUGCAAAAUAUAAUAAAUGUGUAUAAACAUAAUUAUAUAAAAAAAAAAUAUAUUUCUCUCUCUCAAAAAAAUAUAAUAAAUAAUAUAGAUGAUGUAGAAAAAGAGAGUUGUUAUAUUAUAUAUAGCAGAAUAAAAUUAUUUGCUAUUCUCUAUUUUUUUUUUUUUAAAAAGAGAAUAAAUAUUAGCUUAGAAAAUAGACAAAAUAAAAUAGACAGAGAGUGUUGGCAUAAUUUAAUAGCCAAUAGAAAUAUAAUAAAUAAUAAAAAUGAUUGUAUUUUAGAAAAAUAUAUAAAUAUAGUGUAUAAAAAUAUAAACAUAUUAUUUCCAAAUAUUUAUAUACACAUUAAUAAUAACGAUUUUUAUAUACAAGCAAAAAAAGAUUUUAUAUUUUUUAAUUUGAAAAAUAAAGAUAAGGAUAAUAAUUUAUGGAAAGAAAAUAUAUAUUAUGAAUUUCAUGGAAAAAAAUAUAUCGUUUUCGAAAAUAUGUAUAAUUUAAAAAAAGUGUAUAAAAUAAAAUAUAUUAAUCUGUGUAUAUUAUUUCAUAGAUAUUGUUUUUUUUUUUAUAAUUAUAACCCAUUCAUUUUUUCAUAUUUAUUUAAACAUAUAUAUUGUAUGUGUAUAGAAUGUGUGCAGAAAUAUUUAAUUAUAGAUAAUUGUUGUAUAAAAAAAGAUAAAACCACAGAAAAAAAUAAUCAUGAUUGUUUUUAUAAGCAAAAUGGAAUUUUAAUUAAAAACAGAAACCAUAUGUUUGUACAAAAUUUCUAUUAUUUGACAUUAUUCUUGUUAAUAAGAUAUCACACUUUGCUAGGAAAUGCAAGACAUUCCGGAUUGCAGAGUUGCAUUCCAAAGAGAAUAAUGACCUUAUUGUAUAAAAAGUUGAAAGUAGAUAGAGAAUGUUUUUCAUCCCCAUUUAAUGCAAUUUUACAAAAAUAUUGCUCUUUUUUUCCUGAUAUUGAUAUUUUUUUUGGAAGUGCAGGAAACUUUUUUAAUUUUAAUUUUCAAAAUGGAGCUUAUGAAAUAAAUCCACCAUUUGACAUAUUCCUAAUUAAUAAAUUAAUCGUAUAUAUUUUAUACAAUUUGAAAAAAGAAGAAUAUGAACUAACUUUUUUUUUAAUUAUUCCAUUAAUUAAAGAUAAAAAUUAUUUUUACGAGUUAUUAUUUUCUUCUCCUUAUUUGUCAAGUUUCUUUUUAUUAAAAAAUGGUUUAUACACAUUUUCAACCAGAUUGUUUGAGACUAGGGAAGAAGAAUAUAUUUCGACUUGUGAUUGUUUUGUGUUCAUUUUGCAAAACGCAAAAGCGAAGAUUAAAACAGAAAUUGAUCAAAAUACCAUGUUAAAAAUAAAAAAAUCAUGGGAAAAUAUUCAUCAUAUUAAACAAAAAAAUUAA